AUGAAGACCGAGGACCAAAACACUGAGGAGGCGGCGCGCCGCGCGCCUGCCACUCGCCGACAGGAAAAACCACCCUUUUCAUACAUAGCCCUUAUAGUUAUGGCAAUUCGCCACUCUCCAAAUAAACGUCUCACCCUUAGUGAAAUAUAUGCGUUCCUCCAACAGCAAUUUCCAUUUUUCCGCAGCUCUUAUCAAGGCUGGAAGAAUUCCGUGAGACAUAACCUCAGCUUGAACGAAUGUUUUGUUAAACUACCCAAGGGGCUCGGCAGGCCAGGAAAAGGGCAUUACUGGACCAUCGACCCCUCUUCAGAGUUUAUGUUCGAAGAAGGAUCUUUCCGGCGACGUCCGCGUGGCUUUCGUCGCAAAUGUCAAGCAUUAAAACCUCAGUUUGGAGGUGGCGGUUACCUGUGCGGAACCGGAGUUGGAGCUUUGCCUCCAUCACAGUCAGGAGGCUACGAGCUGGCAAGUGGUAGCGGUGCGGGCGCUAGCAGUACCACAGCUAUUGAUUACGGUGCUUGCGCUUACUCACAUUCAGGUUCAAGCCAGCAACUCAGUUACGGUGGAGAGUAUAGUGCGUACAGCAGCAUGGGGGAAAGAGAAUGGCCUCUUACCUAUGGCGCAGUCGAGCCGGUAUAUCGACCUCCGCCGGCUUCGCCACCUUCAAGACAUGACCUGCCCGACCUCAUACCCAACUACCAGUAUGCCGUCACCAAUGAACAUGGUGAGUCAUAUCGAUAUUAA
Melitaea cinxia (Glanville fritillary) is the source of this 741-nucleotide messenger RNA. RefSeq names its product forkhead box protein F1-like. Gene Ontology annotation, biological process: regulation of transcription by RNA polymerase II; animal organ morphogenesis. NCBI's taxonomy places the organism in Eukaryota, Metazoa, Arthropoda, Insecta, Lepidoptera, Nymphalidae. The transcript has a single exon. The record is from RefSeq and is a predicted model, not a curated record. Gene Ontology annotation, molecular function: RNA polymerase II cis-regulatory region sequence-specific DNA binding; DNA-binding transcription factor activity, RNA polymerase II-specific. Gene Ontology annotation, cellular component: nucleus. Bases 1 to 741 code for a protein of 246 amino acids.